CUGGAAACUUUUACACACGUGCUGGUCUCCCGCAGUUUUCGUCGCUCGAUUCGGAGUGCUCGAUGUAGCUUGUUGUGUCCGCUUUCGCGGAAAAGGGCUUCGCAGAAGGAGCGAGGGUGACCGUGAACUGGAACUUCCAGUCGGGACAGCUUGCGUUCCGGUGUGUAAGACGAUCGGGAUGUUUCUGUCGUUCGCCGGCAUCUUGGCAACGUGUGUUUACAUCCUGUGCAGCGGAGUCGACGCAGGCCCAAGCGGAAUAAUCUUCGAAGACGAAGACAAACCCAUCUGUCCCCCUCAUCUUCCAGCUUGCGUAGAAGUUUCUCAAUGUCCAUCCGCCAUCCGCGCCAUUCGUCGUGGCCAGCACCCAACCACCUGCGACUGGAUUGGUACUACUCCGCUUGUGUGCUGCUCCAACGAUGUUCCUGCAGCAGGUAGCGGCAGUACUGCAGUACCAAGCACGGAAGGUGCGAUAAAUCGGGAAGCUGUUCCUUCUUCACCUCCACCGAUUACAACCACGGAAGAGACGGAGGAAACGCAGCAGGAAGGUGCUCCUGUUGCGGAGGAGACCCCAGGGGUGAAUAGAGCAGCAUCACCCGACGCUAGUCGAGAGACCACGCAGCCAAGGAAUCCUGACGUCACCGAUAGUAUAUCAGUCUGUGGCGUCCGUCCAGGAGAAGGCUUCUCCAAAGGACCUCCAAGAAAUGAAAGGACUGUACUCGGUCGGAUAGAGUCUCGCAGGGGGCUCUUGCAAAGAAAGUCCGCAAGAGAACCGUACGCUUCCAGGCUGAAUAGACAAAGAGUCAGCAACGAUAUACAUGACAACUGGCCUUGGGUGGUUUUCCUGGAAGAUAGCCGUGAGACAGCCAGACGGUGUGCUGGUGUUCUCUUAGAUAAACGACACGUUCUCACAGCGGCCCAAUGCCUGGGAACGGAUUUCAGGGACAACACUGUGGUAAGGGUGAACCUGCCCGGUGAGUCGUCGGUGCGGCGAUUGCUAGGUGGUGCAAUGCACCCCGUCUACAAGUAUCCUGAUGGAUACGGUGACGUGGCCGUGCUGGAGUUUACGCCCCCUCUUCGCCCCAACCAGCUCCCACCCAUCUGUCUGCCCAAAGUGAUCUCUGAACGACGUAGCUUCCAUGGACGACUGCUCACCGUCGUUGAUGGCGAUGAACCAGGGUCCAUGACGGAACGCAAAUACCGAGUGAUCCAGAUGGACCGGUGCAACGCCACUUACACCGGUGUCGCCCUUUCUCCCUUUCCCAAUGGCAUCGAUGACGAAGACUUCCUUUGUGCCCAGCCGGAUCGAAAUGCAAGCAACCAGUGCAACGGUGUUCCAGGAAGUCCCAUAAUGGUACGGGAACGUGGCGCAUGGACAGUGGUCGGCAUCUACAGCUUCGGGGUCGGCUGCGGUGGCUCAUCCAAUUAUCCCACCGUAUUCACGAAGAUUACUCCGUUCGUCACGUGGAUCCACGAGUAUUUGGGACUAUAACAUCAACGCCCGUUGUCCUCCUGUGAUACAAUUUACAUGUGCCAAGAUAUUUUACUGCAACAAUGAUCCGUUGCUGUCACAGCGUUUUCGCCAUGCCGACUGCAUGCUUGGACAGACUUGUUUAUGGCAUGUCGAAUUGAAAUAGCAAAAUCUGCAAGCUCUA
Ornithodoros turicata is the source of this 1652-nucleotide messenger RNA. RefSeq names its product clotting factor G beta subunit-like. The transcript is spliced from 7 exons. Lineage: Eukaryota; Metazoa; Arthropoda; Arachnida; Ixodida; Argasidae. Bases 179 to 1489 code for a protein of 436 amino acids. Gene Ontology annotation, biological process: proteolysis. Gene Ontology annotation, molecular function: serine-type endopeptidase activity. The record is from RefSeq and is a predicted model, not a curated record.